GAGAGAGACGAUCGCGCGCAUUCUGCGUACGUGUUUGACGUAGCAGGGGAGCAGGAGGCAAUAAGGAUACUGUCAAAGAAACACUGUAAAGAAAAGGCAUUUUCUCGCUACUAGCCACUGUCAAAUAACCAAAAGUGAACCCUAUCGGGAAGGACACACACUGACAGCCUCCAGUGACUGUUUGUUUCCAGGGUCUGCUCGGUGACCUGCGUUAUUCCACAUAGAGUAGCAGAUGAAUGUAGCAAUGCCUGAAAAACAUGUCUCGCAAAGAAGAUAGUGAAGGGAAAAGGAGCUCUCACCGCACUGAAUUGUACAGCAGCAUCCCCCGAACAUGUCUGCCCAUUGUGUACCACCCAGAUUACAACAUCACCUUCAUGGGCCUCGAAAAGCUCCAUCCAUUUGACGCAGGGAAAUGGGGGAAAGUCGUUCGCUUCUUGAAAGAGGAGCAGUUCAUCACUGAUGGAAACAUCGUGGAAGCCCUUGAAGCUGCUGAGGACGAUCUGCUGGUGGUUCACACCAAACGCUACCUUAACAGAUUAAAGUGGUCUUUGGUGGUGGCAACGAUCACAGAAAUCCCACCUCUCCUGUUUCUGCCUAAUUUCCUGGUGCAGCGGAGGGUGUUGAGGCCUUUGCGGACACAGACAGGAGGGACAAUAAUGGCGGGAAAAUUAGCCGUUGACCGAGGAUGGGCCAUAAAUGUAGGAGGAGGCUUUCACCACUGCUCCAGUGACAGAGGAGGGGGCUUUUGUGCCUACGCUGACAUCAGUCUGGCCAUCAAGUUUCUGUUUGAGAGAGUGGAAGGCAUCUCCAGGGCUACCAUCAUCGAUCUGGAUGCUCAUCAGGGAAAUGGACAUGAACGUGACUUCAUGGAUGACAGGCGAGUGUUCAUCAUGGAUAUGUAUAAUCGCUACAUUUAUCCUGGGGAUGGAUAUGCCAAAAGAGCCAUAAGAAGGAAGGUAGAGCUGGACUGGGAUACUGAAGACUCUGAGUACCUUCAGAAAGUAGAGCUCCAUUCUGAGGGAGCUCUGAAUGAGGUCCGACCUGACAUCAUCGUCUAUAAUGCAGGGACAGACAUCUUGGAUGGGGAUCCCCUUGGAGGACUCUCCAUAUCACCACAGGGCAUUGUAAAGAGAGAUGAGAUUGUGUUCAGGGCUGCGAGGCGACGGGGCAUCCCUAUACUCAUGGUAACGUCCGGGGGAUACCAGAAAAAAACAGCUCGCAUCAUUGCCGACUCCAUUCUUAACUUACACCAGCAGGGCUUGAUUGGAGCAGAGGCUCUGGAGGGGGAAGGGGAGGGGUCAUCAUCGCUAGUGGCCAGUAUGAUGUGCAGCUCUGGACCUGCAGGAUCCACAUUCAGUGCUGUCUAACAGUCACAGGUGUGACCUCUACAGCUGUGACAUUUGAAGGCAGUAAAGUAACUUUAUAUUGUGCAGUUAUUGUGUGACAGAAGCAGUGAUAAUGUAAGGAAUGUGGUGGGGGGGUUUUUUGUUUGUCAAACUUUGUAAAAUAUUUACAUUUUUCUGUAUAAGUUGGAAGUUCUCAUUCAAAAACUAAAACUGUACCGAAACAAUAGCACUCUGUUGACUAUAGCAGAUUUACAUAAGCUCUCACAUGCAACAAAAAGAGUUUAAAUUAUAAUCAGUUGGAGAAUGGUGGGUCUGUAUUUGUUCAGGGCUGCGUUUUAGAGAGGUAUUAUAAUUUAUCUCAGGAAAUGUGAUGUCAUUUGUGAAGGAUAUGAUAUUCUGUGUUAAUAGUCCAUGAAAUGGUGCAGAGGUUUGAUGUUCUACACAUACAUGCUAAAUAUAUUAACUACCCCAUCUCAGUGUAUGGUUAUGGAGGUGAAAAGUAAAGAUAACUUCUGGUGAAAAGUGUAACUAUCAAACAUAAUUUAAUGGUGAUGUUUAACCUUCUUACAGAACCUAAUGUCUUAUUUAGUCCUCAUUAGAAUUUUGUUUUAUCAUUUCUAGUAUUAACCUGUGUUUUUCUUUGGAUAACUUUGUAAUCAUUAUAGAGUUAAUGGUGUUUGAUUAAUCGAGUUCAACCACUGGAUGGGUUUUUGUACGUAAUGCACUCAGUGCUUUAAAUCCACUCUUGAUGUCUACAGUUAAUGUUUACAGGGAGCCCAGUAUAAUUUCACUGUAGGUACUAAAAUGUUUUGUCCCAUCGGUCUUAACACUAAAACAAGUGACUCUGAGCACGUUAACUGCUGUAUGGUGAAAGAAGUCCAACAUUCCUAUGCUCCUGAAUAUCAAUGUUCUUUUUUUACUGUGUUCCAGUCGUCUAGACUUCAAAGUCCAAAAACUGGAAAGUGUCAGUGAUUAAAGAGCAGGCCUGUCCAGUGGAGCUUUUCAAGGGUUUUCCUUCUGAUUGGUUUGCUGUAGUGAGGCAUUCAGAACUCCCCUAAUGAUUUUUACACAUACAGUAGUUGUGUAAAAGGAGACAAAAUGGAUCUUUAAAAAUUUGGAUCCAUAUGAUUUAUGCAGCAGCUGUGUGUGUGUAAUAUUAACUAAGCCAUUUUAGUUUCAAUUUCUGUACUGAAUAAUGUUUUAAGUUAACUAAAACCUUAGUGCACUCUUUCCUUAUUUUUAUAGUAUAUAAAAUAUUGAUAUAACCCCUUAAUGCUAACGUAAAGCUUCACAAGGCAUAUUGGUGGAUCAGUGUGAGAGAGACAGUAAACGGGGAGAAAGAGUGGUACAACUUGUAACAACUGUGGACGUUGCAGUUAUGUGGUAUGGGCCUUAACCCUUCUCUUCUUCAUUUAUUUUGCUAUUAAUGACAUUGUAUUCACCAAGUAAAUUUAGAUCCGAGAAUGCAAUGAUACCACCAAAACAAUUGUGACUGGGCAAGAAAGAAAAGUGGCCCGAUGCUCAGACUGACUUUAAACAAACAUAGCCCAGUUCCAGACAUCUGAAUCACUGCCCACCUUACUGAUUUGUUUAGUGAUUUAAAUAGGCCAGGUGCAGUGGUCAUUAAUGGUUGUUACCUAAUGGAAAAACAGUUGACUUAUUGGAGUUUAGUAGGUGCGAUUCAUAAUGGGGAGUCAAUUUACUACAUAGCUAGCUAGCUACCUAGCAACAUUCAGGAAAAACAGCAACAGAAAAGGGACCACAAAAUUGGUGAUGCAGCUGUACAGGUUGUUGUAAAUCAAUGUAAGGAUAUGCAAAUGGUAAAAUACUUACCUAUCUGUUAAAAACAUCCAUCAUGGUUUACGGUCCAACUUUUAACUGGCAUUCACUUUCACUUUUGGGUGAACCCCCAAAUAAAGUGAUUUAAAUAAUCUGGAUACAGUAUUGGCUUACUUAGGACAUGUGUCACUGCCUGAUUGUCUGACUGCUUGUGUUUCUCACCCCAUGAGACUUUGUUGUAGCAAUAUCGGCCUGUUCCCAGAUGUCAGCAAUAUCUUUUAGUACAAAGUCAUUAUAAACAAUACAAAUGAUCAUGAAAACUAUAAAAAAAAUAACAAAAAAAUACCCAAGUUGUAAUCAAUUGUAAUUAUGCUUAAAACCCCAUAAAACAAGGUUUUCAUUCUUGAAAAAGCCAAACCCAUGACGUCUCAGUUGCUUUUAACAUUUUUGAGGCGAUUAGGUUUUUCUCUGCCCUACUAUGUAAUUUAGGUUAAAUUAAUGAGUGUAUUUCACAUUCAAAUCUUGUGUAGGGCAGCUUUAGCCAUGCUAAUUGACUUCUCAAAUUACAACAACAACCUGGGGGAGUACAGUAGUUGCAGAAAGAGGGACGGUUGCACACGUGUUCACAUUUUGAAGUUGCACAGUACACUGAGACAUGUACUGUUGGCUUCUGAGUACCUCUAGUUGUGGAAUACACACAUGGACAAAGUUGUUGACUUUGGCCUGAUAAUAUCCUGUGUUAGGAUUGGUAAGAAAGCUCAGGGAUAAGAAUUAGACAAGACAAAGCUGUUGACCAAAUUAUAAGAGACGUUAAUAUUACUGUGAAUGUGGCCAAGGGGUACUUUUAAUAAUAAAACCACAUCCUCCGUGGACUUUGUCUGCCGUUACAUGAGAUGUGUUUUUCCGUUUUGCAGCUGAGUGGACCUGAAGUGGCAGCUGGCAGGUGUUGCUGUAAUGAUUUUCAAAUGUAUUUUCACAUUCAUUAUCUUCUGCUGCUCUGGCUUCACUCUACUGUUUAAAAAAAAAAAGUUACAAAAGUUAGAGCCAAAGCACAGACGCAUGAUCAUUUAAAAGAUUAAAACGCCUAUCUUUGAACAGCAUGAAAAGCAGUGUUUGGUGCUUAUCCAGGAAGCUGUUUGGACACAUUCAUAAUGAAACUGUGAGAGGCGGGCCAUAUUAGUGGUGUCAGUUCUAAUUAGAUAAAGCCUUUGAUCUGGUGUGCUGCUUUUGAAUGCGGCUGAGAGGUUUAGUGCAGUCUACCUUUAAUUAGGACUCAGAAUAUAUCACUUACUGUAUGCAGGCCUCUUUAAUACCUGAUGCUAUCCCAGAUUCCAGCUCAUCAGCUCGUUUCUGUGUCAGCCAUUUGAGUUGAUUGAAUGUUGUGUGCCAAAAAUAACACUUAAGUCUUCAAAGCUGUACUGUACAUUUUUUGGUGUGUUUGUGGGUUUUGCUGACAUUAAAAACUACAUCUAUGCAUUCAUAAAGACAUUGAAU
Xiphias gladius (swordfish) is the source of this 4619-nucleotide messenger RNA. RefSeq names its product histone deacetylase 11 (gene hdac11). The coding region runs from base 258 to 1367 and encodes 369 amino acids. Gene Ontology annotation, molecular function: histone deacetylase activity. NCBI's taxonomy places the organism in Eukaryota, Metazoa, Chordata, Actinopteri, Istiophoriformes, Xiphiidae. The transcript is spliced from 11 exons. The record is from RefSeq and is a predicted model, not a curated record.